Cuscuta epithymum is the source of this 2522-nucleotide messenger RNA. The record is from the annotation of a GenBank genome assembly. Lineage: Eukaryota; Viridiplantae; Streptophyta; Magnoliopsida; Solanales; Convolvulaceae.
UCCCCGACUCCUAACCGAUUUUCCUUAAUUUUUGACAAGUCCUCAUCCAAAUUGAGAAUGAAUUCUAGAAUUAGAGAUGUGAAAUUACGACUUGUAGUGCGCGUGCACAUAUGCGCCCACCACUAGCUCUCCAGCCAGCCAGGCAAUGCGGCACAGAGGAUCCUCACACCAGGCGUUGAGUCUUCCUUGAUUCCCCUUUCAGUCUUUUUUUGAAAAGUAAUCCGUAAAAAAAUCUAGAACUUAGCUGCUUAUCUUCCAGGUUUGUUUCUCUCAUUGCAGACUGUUACAAGAACUUACUGCAGAUUCACUACUUUUAGGACUUACUUUGCUCUCCAGUAGCAUAUUGGGCAGCCAAAGUUUCCGUUUUGGUGUUUGGGUUUUUGGAUUCUAGUGGUUCCCUCCAUGGGUUGGUGAGCUUCAAGAAUAUUCUCGAUCUGUUUAUAAUUCUAUAUCAAGUGUUCGGAUGUCUGAGCUGGGUGGUUAUCUGAAUUUGGAAGCUGCGGUUGAGUUCUGGAGAGAAAAUUCAGUCAUGUAUAUGAUUUGAAAGCUAAGUCAAUACUUUGUCAAAUUAGGGUUCUAAGGCGGGCCAUUCGCAGCAUUAUUCAUCAUACUGUUUGCUAAGAUUGUUUAUUUGGUGUUGCCCUAAUUAGGGCAUAGCUGAAAUUCAAGCUCUGUUAUGAAGGCUGGCUCAGACAGUUGAGGGACCUGCAAUGAAAACUCUCCUUUUAUUUAUUAAAAAGAUGAAGCAACUACUUGGAGCUUUUCCAAGAACGGAAUUUGCCUUGCUUUGUUUUCUGUUAUUUGCCCAAUUGCCAAGAUUUUUAUCUUCUGAGCUGCUAGAACACUCUCAAGCUUGCAGGACUUACCUUGUCAGCUAUUCAGAUGAUCCUCAUCGUGAAUUAUUUUACGUAAAUGGGGAAUUAUUUGACAAGCAUAAAUUCUGCAAAGCCUUUGUAGUUGAUGCUUCAAACCGUUGCUUCAGUACGGGGAGUGUUGGCUAUCAGCAUUGUGGGCUGGAUUUCUCUGUAGAUGAGUUUACUUCCUCGGGCAGAAAAUUUCUGCAUAAAGCUGUAAGGCAACGGUCCAAUAUCCAUGUUUUUGUCAAAAAAGAGAUGGAAGAAAAGCAUGAUUCUCAAAACAACUCUCCGUGGACCCCAAAAAGAGUGGCUCUGUCUGUCUCAGCAAUUUUUGUCUUGUGCUGUGCUGUGAUUUGUCCAUGCUUGCGUGCUAAAAGGAAAGAAACGUCUCGUUCUGUUCUUUCUAAUGACCAUAAGUCAGUGAAACCCUCUGCUCCUUUGGAAAUGAACUCCGCUAUUGAAAAGGUUCUGCCCAGUCCAUUACGGGUCCCGCCAAGUCCUUCCAGGUUCACACUGUCUCCUGGACUGGAGAGAGUUGGAUCUGUUCAUUUGAAUUUGACUCAGGCUCUUAGAGCCACUCAAAAUUUCUCUCCAGCAUUGAGGAUAGGCGAAGGUGGUUUCGGGACUGUCUACAAGGGCCAGCUAUCUAAUGGUCCCUGCGUUGCCAUUAAACGUGCGAAAAAGGAGCAUGUUGAUACUUUAACAAGUGAAUUUAAAAGUGAAGUUGAACUGCUAGCAAAAAUUGAACAUCGGAAUCUAGUUAAGCUGCUUGGUUAUGUUGACAAAGGAAAUGAGCGUCUCAUCAUCACAGAGUUUGUACCAAACGGUACACUUCGGGAGCAUCUAGAUGGUUCACAUGUAAAGAUAUUAGAUUUUAAUCAGCGACUUGAGAUUUCCAUUGAUGUUGCUCAUGGCCUAACAUAUCUCCACUUAUAUGCUGAGAAGCCUAUCAUCCAUAGAGAUGUGAAGUCAUCCAAUAUUCUUUUGACGGAGAGCAUGCGGGCAAAGGUUGCAGAUUUUGGGUUUGCGAGGCUGGGAGAUACAGAUGCUGAUAAAACACAUAUUUCAACCAAAGUAAAAGGAACCGUUGGUUACCUUGACCCUGAGUACAUGAAGACAUACCAACUUACACCGAAAAGUGACGUCUACUCAUUCGGGGUAUUGUUGUUAGAAAUUUUAACUGGUCGCCGUCCCGUGGAGAUGAAGAAACCUCCAGAUGAGAGGGUGACACUCAGAUGGGUAUUUGGGAAGUUUAGCGAAGGGAACGUAACCGGCAUGGUAGACCCUUUGAUGAAGGAAAAGAUAGACAGGGAGAUAUUGGUGAGGAUGUUUGAGUUGGCAAUUCAAUGUGCAGCGCCUACCCGGACGGAUCGCCCAGAUAUGAAGACAGUCGUAGAGCGGUUAUGGGCAAUUAGAAUAGAGUACUCAAAGGGAGUUAAAAUGGUCUAACACAGCUGCAGAUUUGUCUCUUGUAUUAUGCUGUAAAAAGAGAUCUUCGGUUCCGAAGGUACCAUAGGGGGAUUAGAGGGCCUUCUUGUAAUGCAGCAUGGUUUGUUCAGAACUCAUUAAACAAAAUCAUCAUGUCUGUAGAUGGUAAUGUUGUGCUGUAUACACUUCAACUUGUACCUCAUAGUAUAAAUAUGUCAUUGUGAAUGAAGCGAAGGG